AUGGGUAAGAUUACAAGAAGAACUAGAGAGGUGAAGAAGAAGGAGAGACAGCCUAUUGUCAAGGCCAGUCUGAAAUAUCCCAUUGUUCCUCAUGUUGAAGAAGGGGAGGUGAUUGACAUAGUCCACGAAAGAAGUAGAGGGGCGCCGGUGGCCAUAAUAAGCUUCAAGGAGCUUGACUGCAUGGUUCCAGCCUCUGAGGGAAUAUACACAGGGAAAAAGAUUUUUAUUGGGGAUGAAGCGCCUAUCGACAUAGGGAAUAUUACAAAAAUCAAGAAUGUUCCUGAGGGUAUGGCAGUGAACUCUGUCGAGAUGAGCUAUGGAGACGGAGGCCGUAUCUCCAUGACAAAUGGAAGUUAUUCUCUUGUGGUAAACCACAGAAGAGAAACCAACGAGACGGUGAUAAAAAUACCUUCCGGAAAGAAGAUGACUGUAAGCAGCGAGUGCAGGUGUAUUGUAGGAGUGGUUGCAGGUGGUGGUAUCCAUGACAAGCCUCUUCUCAAGGCUUCUGUAGCCCAUUACAAGGCAAAGGCCCGUGGGCAUGUCUUCCCAAGAGUUAGAGGAGUGGCAAUGAACCCUGUUGAGCACAUUCAUGGAGGAGGUAAUCACCAGCAUGUUGGUAAGCCCACCACUGUCUCUAAGAAGGACAUUUCUCAAGAGCAGAAGAUCGGUCUUGUUGGAGCCAGGCGCACUGGGUAUAGGGUUGGGUCCAGAAAGGUUUAG
Messenger RNA from Encephalitozoon hellem ATCC 50504, 720 nucleotides. Its product is annotated as 60S ribosomal protein L2P. Lineage: Eukaryota; Fungi; Microsporidia; Unikaryonidae. The record is from RefSeq and is a predicted model, not a curated record. Bases 1 to 720 code for a protein of 239 amino acids. Gene Ontology annotation, molecular function: structural constituent of ribosome; RNA binding. Gene Ontology annotation, cellular component: cytosolic large ribosomal subunit; ribosome. The transcript has a single exon. Gene Ontology annotation, biological process: cytoplasmic translation.